AUGAACUUGGUCGGCGGGUUGCACUCCCUGCACCGUAGAGAUGGCAGCGAGCUCCCGAUGGACGAAACAACAGACUACACUAGCCGAGCUCAGGAACUUAAAGUGGUGGAAGACAGUUCCUACAGCGAGUGGAGUAUAUGGACGGCCUGCUCCAGAACUUGCGGAACGGGGGUGUCCUUUCAGCAAAGAAAAUGUCUCACGGUCAAGAGGUUAAUUCCGAUUGAUGAGGUGCACGUCAGCAGUGUCUGCUACGGGGGGAGAAGACGGUACAGAACGUGCAACCGCCAGUUAUGUCCACUGGGAAGUCGAGAUUUCCGGUUACUGCAGUGCGCGGCGAACAAGGGUAGCACGGGUCAGGACUGGACUCCGGUCUACACUCCUAAACCUAACAGAGGGCACAGGAGACGAGGUAGGGGAUGGGGGCGCACCACAUCAGUCAGCCCCUGCGAGUUAAGGUGUAAAUCCCCAGAUAACCAGGUCCAGGACUUCGGACAUGUUCAAGACGGAACUCCGUGUUAUCAAGACUCAACUGAUAUCUGCAUAGCAGGGAGAUGCCAGCCUAUAGGAUGUGACGGGGUCCUAUACUCAAGAAAGGAGUAUGAUCGGUGUGGUGUUUGUGAUGGCGAAGGUGACACGUGUGAGGUCAUCAGGGGUACAUUCCAGGAAACCAUUUCCGCUUCCGGUUAUACAUCUAUUGCCCAGCUGCCAGUAGGCUCCAGAAAAGUCAACAUUAUUCACCAACGGACCAACGCAACAUAUCUCGCCCUCAGGAAUGGCAGUGACGAUUUCUACUUAAACGGGGACUUCGUCAUACACCCAAGCCCGAGAUCGCUUCUGGUGGCGGGCACGGAGCUGCACUACACACGCGAGGAGGGAGAGGGCGCCGUUGAAACCAUUACCUCCGACGGACCAACUACCGAAGCUUUGCACGUAUUGCUGCUAAGUGCUGCACCUAACGUAUCAUCCGUGACGAGUUUUGAGUACACUAUCCCAAGGAAACCCGUUCUGAGACAAAUCACUGUCUUGAGGCCAUCUGAAGAAGUCCGCCAGCCAGUCAGAGUACUUUCAGAAGAAGAAGAAUUCCUUGGAGGACCCUCUAGGGGGUUUCCUGUAUACUAUAAACCACGGUCCGAAACAUCAGCACCUAGACGGGUCAUACACAGAGCCAGAGCCUCUGCCGAAGCAGUAGAUGAAGACCAGGCAUCUGAGGACCCCCGUCCGGUGAUCCCCGCGACAGUCUCCGUACCCCUCACCAGACAGCCGGCAUCCACGGCUACCAGACAGGCAAGCACUUCAAUACCGCGGCAGAGCAUCACAACUCCGGAUCCCAAAAAGUACCGUUGGAAACUAAACGGAAGAGUGACGCCUUGCAGCACAACGUGCACGCCUGAAUUAGGUGUAGUGACGAGGUUUGCCAUCUGUGUGGAUAACGAUAUGCGGGAGAUACCGGAGGCCUACUGCGAUGCCCGGAUGAAGCCGACUCCUUCCUUUGACUACUGCGUUGGGAAACCCUGCAAAGCAAGAUGGAUCACCAGUGACUGGACCGACUGUACGAAGACUUGUGGAAGCGGAACGCAGAAGCGGACGGUCCGGUGUUGGAAGGUGAUCUCCCGAGGGUUGGACACGACAGUCUACGAUGAACUUUGCAACAGCACUGCAAAACCGCCAGCGACCAGGGAAUGCCAUUCGGAACCCUGUCCGCCCGAGUGGUGGACCUCUACCUUUUCACAGGACGUAGACAAUGCAGACCACAACAAGGCCGACAGCAACACAUCGGAAACGGAACCAGAACCGGAAUCCGGAUUAGUUCUAAAUCCGGUAUCAGAACAACCGUUUCCGGAUUACGAGCCGGUACCGCUACCGGAACCGGAAGCAGAGACGGAGGAGGACGGACUCGAUGUUACUGAUCUGGACGCGUGUAGACGUGCCACGUGUGGUUGGCAGUGGGAGAUGUCACCUUGGUCCCCGUGCUCAGCGCAGUGUGGCCCCGGGACGAUGACAAGAGAAGCGCGGUGCUACACGGAGUCAGACCCGUGUGAUCCUAUCCGUAAGCCCCUCACGGAGAGGGUGUGCAACAACGGGCCGUGCAUGGAGACCACGUGGGCAGAGGGCUCCUGGCAACAGUGCACAGGUAGAUGUGGAACUGGCGUCAGUACACGGGAAGUCACGUGUCAAUCACGUGACGGCGAGACGCGUGAGGAUAGAGCCUGCAAUGCUACUGCACGGCCGCUAGAUGUCAUCAAUUGCGGAGACCAAACCCAUUGUGGCCCAAGAUGGCUGCCACAAGCCUGGCAACCGUGUUCCGCGACGUGUGGGGUAGGUCAGCAGCGGCGGAAGGUUAUCUGUGGCGGAGUGGUUAACCGUCAGUUCCGGGAGUUCCGUGGUGAGAUCUGUAACCUGGACUACAAACCGCCGGAAACACAAGUCUGUAACGACGUGGACUGUCCACCCACAUGGUUCGCUUCUCCUUGGGGACCGUGUAGCACCACGUGUGGAGCAGGGGUACGGGGACGGGAGGUCGUUUGUUACCAUGGAGACCACACGUCCACGUCAUGUGACCCUGAGACCAUGCCUGUCAUCAAGAUGUCCUGUAUGAACACACCCUGUCCCAGAAGAGACGAUGAAGUCGACGAAAACUGCAUGGACAAUUCGGCAGCCAAUUGCGAGCUGGUGUUGCGAGUGAACCUGUGCGGGCAUUGGUACUACAAGAGGGCCUGUUGCCACUCGUGCAGCAAGGUUCCCACUACACCCAACCCUACAGGCACCGUCAUGCCCACCAACUCUUCCAGGACACAGCGGCGCCGGAAAGUACGCAUGCGCAGUAGACUUAGUUUCCAUGGCGACGACUUUAGGCGUCCAUAGCGAGGCUGUAUUAUGACGUCAGUGUUGUCUGCCAUGUUGUAAGGUCAAACCUGGAAGUUGUAUAUACACAUAGGCAAUUGCGGUUAAAAUACACGUUGCAUUACGCAAAAUUUUAAACAAGAUGGCGGCUAUGACGACACUUACAGACAGACAACAUAUUGAUGUUGAACAUAAAUGUAUCCAUGAGGAAAAAACAAAAGAUUUCGAUAAAAAAUAGUGAUACAGAGAAAUAAAAAUGUAAACAUGAAAUAAAAAUGUAAACAUGAAAUUUAGUCCAAAAUCAAAUUAUGUUUGAACUGUUAUCAAAUAUAUGUCUUCUCUUAACUCAAAUGCGUGAUUGUAUGUACUUUGCUGAAUUACAUUUGCUUAAUCAUUAUGUAAUUAUUAUUACAUAUCAUUUUGCACAAAUAGAAGAGAUUACUAUGAAUGUAAUCAUAUUUUUUUUGCCUAUUGAGAGAAAAGAUU
Molecule: messenger RNA, 3327 nt
Organism: Branchiostoma floridae (Florida lancelet)
Lineage: Eukaryota; Metazoa; Chordata; Leptocardii; Amphioxiformes; Branchiostomatidae
Product: ADAMTS-like protein 2
Exons: 19
Coding region: 1-2862 (953 amino acids)
Biological process (GO): extracellular matrix organization
Cellular component (GO): extracellular matrix
Molecular function (GO): metalloendopeptidase activity
Source: RefSeq, a predicted model, not a curated record